AUGCCUUUAGCCUUGACAUUCGCGAAGCCCAGCUGGCAGGCAGCAGAAGCUCUUUUACUGGAAAAUUAUCCGGAACCGGAGCCAAAGGAUAAUGAGGUUCUCAUCGAAUUCCUUGCUGCACCAGUUAACCAUCUGGACUUGCUGGUUAUCGCUGGGGGAUAUCCCAUCAAGCCAAAAUUCCAACUUAACGGGAACCACGUCGGGGGCUUUGACGGUGUGGGCCGAGUUUUGAAGUGUGGCAAAGAUGUCACCAAACUUACCCCAAGUGAUCUUGUCAUCCCAAAAGCCCUGGGUUUAGGGACAUGGCGUACACAUGCAACAUUGAUAGCGGACGAUUUGAUCGUGAUUCCCCCCACGCCGGACGUUACCUUUGCGGCAAUUCUCAAAACCUGUGUGCUCCCAGCCUAUUUGCUACUCGAGGAUAUGAAACAGCUGAAGCCGGGUGACUGGAUUAUUCAAAAUGCAGGGCUGGGAGCCAUUUCGCAGAUGAUUUCUCAGCUUGCGCAUUUGCGUGGGGUGAAAGUGAUAUCCGUUAUUCGCGAUCGUUCGCCGGGAACAGCCUGGAACACUACAGCCGACAUUGUUCUCAACGAAUCGGAAUUACCAAACGCAGAAAUUUUAAAGGGGAAGCGUAUCAUGCUCGGCCUAGACUCCGUGUUUGGACAGUCGGGAGAAAAAAUCGCAAGCUGUCUUUCAGCCCACGCAACCUUCGUAAAUUACGGCCAGCUGAGCGGUGGUGGCCCAGCAGCGUCUGUCAAUUUGACCCAUCAACAGGUUUACUGGAAUCGUUUAACUUUUCGGUGUUUCCGAGGCACUGAGCAAGUUGCUCUGCGCACUGAUUCGGAAAUCAAAGACCUCUAUGCGUGGUUUACCGAGCUCUUUGCGGAUGGCAGAUUGAAAAGCCCCAAAUUGAACAUUGUCAACUGGUCUGGUGAACGAGACAUUCUCGCUACCAACAUCCGCGCAGCGAUAGAGAGACAGCAAAGCCCCGUUUUGGGCACAGAGAAAACUGUUUUUCUAUACGAGUCUGCCACGAAAUCGUCUCAAUGCAGGAUCCCGUAUGUCGAUCUGGAAACGGCUCCUGAAGGUGUUGUGGCUACUCUGAAAAAAAUGCCCAUGAAAAGGAAUAUUUUUUAUCUGUUGUCGCAUUCUCCUGGGCUCUUCCCGCCGAUAAUGGGGGUGUAUUCAGCGUUUUUCCGAAAAGCUACCCGGACAUUGCCGUUGCUAGAUUGGCAGCUCAUAGUUCUACGAAUUGCGUCAACCCUAGAAUGCGAAUACGAAUGGAAUGUCAACGCUCCUGUGGCAAAAGUUCACGGAAUGAGUGAGGAAGUCAUGGGCGCAAUCAAGGCAUGUCGGAAAAUCACACUUGACGGAGACAACACAAACAACACGAGCCCUUUCUCGAAGAGGCAGUUAGCGAUAUUGAAAUUUGUCGAUGAGCAGCUGAAGACUUACACAAACGAGGAAGAUACGAUGGCUCAGCUGCUUGGCGUGUUGACUUAUACGGAGCUGGUUGAGGCUGUUUAUGUGAUUGGAUUCUAUGUGAUGAUCGCCAGGCUGAUCAAGGCUGUGGGCAUUGACUUGGAUCCAGAGAUUCUUGGCUUGGAAGAUAUGAUUAAGGCUGGGGUUAACUAA
Messenger RNA from Histoplasma capsulatum G186AR, 1635 nucleotides. RefSeq names its product trans-2-enoyl-CoA reductase. Gene Ontology annotation, molecular function: trans-2-enoyl-CoA reductase (NADPH) activity. Bases 1 to 1635 code for a protein of 544 amino acids. The transcript has a single exon. Lineage: Eukaryota; Fungi; Ascomycota; Eurotiomycetes; Onygenales; Ajellomycetaceae. The record is from RefSeq and is a predicted model, not a curated record. Gene Ontology annotation, biological process: fatty acid metabolic process. Gene Ontology annotation, cellular component: mitochondrion.